Messenger RNA from Emericellopsis atlantica, 648 nucleotides. RefSeq lists its product as uncharacterized. NCBI's taxonomy places the organism in Eukaryota, Fungi, Ascomycota, Sordariomycetes, Hypocreales, Bionectriaceae. The record is from RefSeq and is a predicted model, not a curated record. The transcript has a single exon. The coding region runs from base 1 to 648 and encodes 215 amino acids.
AUGGCAUCAGAGAUCACAAACUCGACAAGUCCAGAGUAUCUUUUCUCGGCACAGAAUGCUGCCUGCUCCGUCGUCCUCUGCAGCAUAAGCCAGAUCUGCUUGGCGCUCUGGACGAUCUCCCCUCUCCUCGCCUACCCUUCCCUCCCCCAUUUUGACCGGAUGUCUGGCAAUAAGGAGUUCGACCCUGCAAGCCUCUUGGUGGGCGUUUCCAAGGUGAAGUUGUUGUUUCACUUCUUCAUUGCCUUAUUCUCCGUCAGCGACGUCGUGAGCGGAGCGGCAGUCGCCCCAAUCCCCAUCAUCACCUGGCCGCUUUAUUUGAGCAUCUUCACGCUCGCGGCAAAGUGUCCUGCUCUUCACUUUUCACCGGAUAAUCCCCUAAGGCCUUCGGAUUUUCAUUUCGUAGGCCACUGGGCCUGCUACUCCCUCUUGUACGUCUUAUUUCGAGCCUUCGAUACCAUCAUCGACCGGAAACCCUCGUACGCCUUCGUCCUAGCCGCUCUCAUUGUGUUUUCCAUCAGCGAGUGGCUCACGAAGCACGUGACGAAACACACACAUGCUUACAUCACGCGGAAGAUUUCCUAUCCUGGCUGGCUUUGGGCUGGAGUGUCAUACUGGCCUUUGCUCUUCUUCUUGGACAGAUCAUAUUGA